ACCACGUUGCCAGGACAAACCAGUUUCACCAUCGCAAAUUGCAAUUGGACAAUGACAACCGUGACGAAUGUGAACAUGAACGAAACGUGUCGCCCAAACAUUUCACAGGAAGUCAAAAUCAUGAGAAAAAGUAAAAACAUAUGCGGUUAGGGGUAGUCAUCAUUAACCAAACGAAGAAACUACAGGGAGCUUCUUGCACAUGUAAAGAUGAAAACGUCACCGCACACGAAUACUAUCAGGUUGGUUGAAAAGUCUGAAGCUUUGUUCUACUUAAACCUGUCGAUAGCCCAUCUCCGAGCAGUCAAAAUCAGCUCCUAUGGAAGGGGCCAUCAUCUCCCGUUCCCCUAACAAAAGGGUUGCCGUGGUCACCGGAGGUAACAAAGGCAUCGGGCUAGAGGUGUGCCGGCAGCUGGCCAACCACGGCGUCUCCGUCGUGCUGACGGCCAGGGACGAGGACAGGGGCAUAGCGGCCGUCGAGAAGCUCAAGGCGCUGGGGCUCUCCGACGUCGUCUUCCACCAGCUGGAGGUGACGGAUGCUUCCAGCAUCGAUCGUCUGGCUGCUUUCCUGGAGAGCCGUUUCAGGAAGCUCGACAUCCUGGUGAACAAUGCAGCCACUGGUGGAAAUGAGCAACUAGAUGAUGCAAUGAUAUCAGGCGUGGAGAAGUUCAACGGCAUGGAUGUACAUCAGAGGCUGGAAUGGAUGAAGAAGAAUACCCGGGAGACACACGAGGCUGCGAAACAGGGUGUGCAGACCAACUACUACGGCACGAAGCACGUUACCGAAGCUCUCCUCCCCCUGCUCCUCUCCUCUUCCGACGGAAGGAUCGUCAACGUCUCCUCCAGCUUUGGGCUGCUGAGGCAUUUUGGCGCCGAUGAGGUGGAGCUGAGGUGGCAGCUUGACGACGUUGACAGCCUGACCGAGAAGAGGCUGGACGAGCUGCUUGACGCCUUCUUGGGAGGCUUCGACCACAGCAGCGCGGCAGAGAUGCGUGGCGGGGGGCGAACGGCGGGAUUCUCGGCGUACAAGGUAGCCAAGGCCGCGGUGAACGCCUACACGAGGAUGCUCGCGAAGAGGCAUCCGGCGCUGCGUGUCAACUGCGUGCACCCGGGCUACGUCAGGACCGACUUUUCCAUGAACUCAGGGCUCCUCUCGCCGGAGGAGGGCGCGCACGGCGUGGUGGGGGUGGCACUGCUACCAAACGGCGGACCCACCGGCGCCUACUUUGCUGAGGGCCAGCUGCAGGCGUCGUUCGUGUGAUGAUUUAUACUGGCCGGUUCAGCACUGACGAUCCAGCGGCUAGGGGUUUUGUUCCAACCAAAUUGUCUUGCUUGCAAUAUUAGUUAAUUACAUGACUACAUGACUAGUGGUGUGGCCUGUGGACAGUGGUCACAGUGCUGUUUUGAAAUUUCAAGACAAAUUUCUUUCCAUUGUUCCAAUUCAA
Molecule: messenger RNA, 1442 nt
Organism: Lolium perenne
Lineage: Eukaryota; Viridiplantae; Streptophyta; Magnoliopsida; Poales; Poaceae
Product: (+)-neomenthol dehydrogenase
Cellular component (GO): membrane
Source: RefSeq, a predicted model, not a curated record